AUGUCCCCAAUUUUAAAAGUCGGUGUCGUCGGUACUGGUAUAUUUGCCACAGACAGACAUUUACCAUCAUACCAAGAAAUGUCAGACAACUUCAAGGUUGUUGCUGCCUAUAACAGAACUAAGGCUAAGGCUUUAAUCUUCGCCGAAAAAGCUGGUUUGCCAGAUAAUAAGGUCUACGAUGAUUUGGACCAAAUUUUGAAUGACAAGGACGUUGACUAUAUUGAUGCUUUACUUCCAGUUCAAUUCAAUGUUUCAACUCUACAAAAAGCAAUUGCUGCUGGUAAGCCAAUUUUAAUGGAAAAACCUAUUGCUGCAACUAUGGAACAAGCCAGAAAAAUGGUGCAAUUAGCUGAUUCAACUGAUUUACCAGUUGGUAUUGCUGAAAACUGGUUAUACUUACAAGUUAUUGAGCCAGCUAAAGAACAAUUAAAGAGAAUUGGUGAAGUUGUCGGUUUCACUCAUAACUCAACCGGUCCAUUCGUUCAAGAUAACAAAUAUUUAGCAACCACUUGGAGACAAAACCCAGAACAUAUUGGUGGUUUCUUAUCAGACGGUGGUGUCCAUCAGUUAGCCUUAGUUACCGACAUCUUAGGUGAAUUUGACACAAUUUCCGCUUUAACCUCUCAAGUUAGAGAGGUAUCUGGUGCUGAUGACAUUGUCUUUUCUACCGUUAGAUUAAGAAAUAAGAAGACAAUCGGUACUUUCACUUACGGUUCUGCUUUCGGUGCAUCUGAAAAAUCCGUUUUCCUAAAAAUAUACGGUACCAAAGGUUCCAUGGUUAUUGACUUAUCAAACAAAACAAAACCAGUUAUUAAGAUCAGAGUUGGUGACUCUGCUGAAUCUGCAAGCGCUGAAGAAGUUAUUGAAGUUAAUGUUGAGGAAUCUUUCGGUGUUAACCCAGAAUUCUUGAACUUCCACGAAGCUGUCGCUAAAAAGGACAAGACAUUAUUCAAGUCUUCACCAAGAGCUGCCUUCCACCAUUUAGCUUGUGUUGCUGCUUUCUUAGAAUCAUCCGCUACGAAUGGUGACCAUGUUACUGUUGAAAGAAUUUAA
This is a messenger RNA of Tetrapisispora phaffii CBS 4417, 1053 nucleotides long. RefSeq lists its product as uncharacterized. Gene Ontology annotation, cellular component: cytoplasm. Gene Ontology annotation, molecular function: oxidoreductase activity; nucleotide binding. The record is from RefSeq and is a predicted model, not a curated record. NCBI's taxonomy places the organism in Eukaryota, Fungi, Ascomycota, Saccharomycetes, Saccharomycetales, Saccharomycetaceae. Gene Ontology annotation, biological process: NADPH regeneration. The transcript has a single exon. Bases 1 to 1053 code for a protein of 350 amino acids.